AUGGAAGGCGAAGUGCCGCACAAGAAAAAGAGGUGUUACCAAAAUGAGCUAUCGGAGAAAAAUAACGUGAACAAGAAAAUUGUAUUUUUUCAUAUGGUCUACCUGACGCUGCUUUUUAUGGCAUGCUUUGUAGGAGGAGUGCUGCUAGGAUUUUGGACCACAUCAUACACUCCCGAGAUAAGUAUAAUUGAAGACGAUGCGAACACGUUUCAAUUUCGGUACAUAAAUACAAGGAUAAUAAUUGGGGGGAAAUUCAACAUAAAAUUAAGCGUUACUAAUAACACCACACUGUCCUAUAGCCUUUCUGCGGAGAGUGUAAAGUACUUUUACUACCCUGUGGGAGCGAAUCAUGCUUGUCUCUUAUACAACGGAGGUUUGGGGGAAAGCUCAGCUAACCAGACGCCCCUCUCGAGGAAGAGCCAAAUAAGCGUGCCACCGAACAAGGACGAGAAGACCUUCCCCACCAAGUUAUCCAUUAGAGUAAAAUAUUCCAUGCUGACCCCCUCAAGCGUUAUCCACACUGUACCUUUACACCUGGGUUACAAACUAACAGAUAUGCACAUAAGCGAAGUACAGCCAUUAUAUAACGACUGCAAGCGGUUCAAUAGGUUGUAUUUUUCCAUUAGACUCGACGAUCUGUACAUCUCAAACGAGUUUAGGAAGGUACAUAAUGAGAAAAAGUAUGAAUUAAUAUUUUCAUGUAAAUGUGCCAUUGAUGCAAAUGUACAUGCCUUGUUCAAUUCUAAGCCUCUUUAUAAGACGGCUAUUUUGGGCAACUUACCCAAUGACCCCAGUUUACUUGGCUAA
This is a messenger RNA of Plasmodium fragile, 807 nucleotides long. RefSeq lists its product as uncharacterized. Bases 1 to 807 code for a protein of 268 amino acids. Lineage: Eukaryota; Apicomplexa; Aconoidasida; Haemosporida; Plasmodiidae. The record is from RefSeq and is a predicted model, not a curated record. The transcript has 4 exons.